AGUGGCGUAGCGACAGGGAGGGGUUCUUCACCCGGUCCGGCAGCUGAAGCUCUGCACUCGGUUUACCCCUGCAGCGACGCCCCCUGGUCCCACCGAUACCACUACUGCUCCCGCCCCUUAGCUCCUCGGCCGCGCAAUGGGCACCCGCGACGACGAGUACGACUACCUCUUCAAAGUUGUCCUUAUUGGAGAUUCUGGUGUUGGAAAGAGUAAUCUCCUGUCUCGAUUUACUCGAAAUGAGUUUAAUCUUGAAAGCAAGAGCACCAUUGGAGUAGAGUUUGCAACAAGAAGCAUCCAGGUUGAUGGGAAAACAAUAAAGGCACAGAUAUGGGACACAGCAGGGCAAGAGCGAUACCGAGCUAUAACAUCAGCGUACUAUCGUGGAGCUGUAGGUGCCUUAUUGGUUUAUGACAUUGCUAAACAUCUCACAUAUGAAAAUGUAGAGCGAUGGCUGAAAGAACUGAGAGAUCAUGCUGAUAGUAACAUUGUUAUCAUGCUUGUGGGCAAUAAGAGUGAUUUACGUCAUCUCAGGGCAGUUCCUACAGAUGAAGCAAGAGCUUUUGCAGAAAAGAAUGGUUUGUCAUUCAUUGAGACAUCUGCUCUAGAUUCUACAAAUGUAGAAGCUGCUUUUCAGACAAUUCUGACAGAGAUAUACCGCAUUGUUUCCCAGAAGCAGAUGUCAGACAGACGUGAAAAUGACAUGUCUCCAAGCAACAAUGUGGUUCCUAUUCAUGUUCCACCAACCACUGAGAACAAGCCAAAGGUGCAAUGCUGUCAGAACAUAUAAGGUGUUUCUCUUCUCCCCUAGAAGGCUGUGUAUAGUCCAUUUCCCAGGUCUGAGAUUUAAAUAUAUUUGUAAUUCUUGUGGUCACUUUUGUGUUUUAUUACUUCCUCAUAUUAUGAAUUUUCCAUGUCUUAAGUCUUUUGAUUUUAGCUUUAUAAAAUUAUCCACUUGUCCCAAAUGACUGCAGCUCUUUUUCAUGCUAUGGCUUCAUUAGCCUUAGUUUAAUAAACUGAAUGUUUGAAUUCCUCAAUUAUUGUUUACUUUCAUCAUGGAGCCUGUCACUGUAGGACAUAAUAGAACUUGAUCACUUGAAGCUCAGACCAUUUGGUCUUCAUCAAAUCAAACUAAGAAGACUUUAGAAAUAAGCUAUCAUUUUGCCACAGAGUAGUGUAUAAUGAGCAGCUUAUAAUUCAUACACUCUUCUCUCAGUGCAGUUAUGUCCAUAAAUCUAAGAAUUGCCCUAUAAAUAGCAGGAUUUUGAGAGCUUGAAAGUUUUCCAUUAUUCUGGAAGUAAAUAUCUAAAAUGCCUUAAUAGGAUUAUGUAGUUCAGUAAAUUUUGUUUUUUGAUUUUUGUAAGCCUCAAAAUUGAUUCGAGAUGGGGGCACUUUUUUCUGGACAAGAAUUAUAUUAAUAAACACAAAGAUUAUCAUGGUUUCAGUUGUGGUAUGGUUAUGUGGCCAUAUGUUAAACAGUGCUGCCUAGCGGUCUGGAAACUAGAGAGACUGGUGGAAUUCCAUCUGAGUUGCCUCUGGCAAUGAUCAGGCAGUGCAAGUUAAUGAUAAGUCAUUUAAUUUAUCUAAUUUCCCAGCAGUCGAUUAUGUGGCAUUUUAUUGCUCAGGCAAUAACUGGUUUAAUGCUCUUAGUAUCAAAUUGUGAAGUGUUAAUUUUGUCUUAAAACCUCCGACUAAAUGAAAUGGAACCUAGUUUUAUCACCAUAUACACCAGCAGACAUGGAUAGUUAUUUAAUGAUGCUGAUUUUUGAGUUUUGCAGUAUAUUAUGGAAUAUAGUCCAAUUAAAUAUCUGGUUUCAGUAUGUCAACAGAAUUAAGUGAGAGUUUAAUAUCUGCUCAAGUGGUACCACUUAAAGGCAUGUGUUCUUUUAGUACUUAAGAUGAAAUAGAUGAAAUAGUACCCUGAGUUUAAAUAGAAUGCAUUUAGACCUUUAUACAGACCUGAAAUAGUUUUCUUCCACUACAUUAUUGAAAUCAAUGGAGCAACUAGUUUUUCUCAUUCAGAAGUGUGCUUACUAAUAUUUAGUUUUAAUUUCUUGUGGAUAAUAUUAAGCACUUACUCUGCAGUAUUCUGAAAGUUAUGUCAACUGAAGUGAUACUAUUCAGGAUGGUGGAAUAUCCCCAAAAUAUAUAUGUGUGUUGGCUUGCAUAGAUUACUAUGUUUUAUAGUUAAUCUUUUAUCUUUAGCAAUGCUCAUGACGUGUGGGGUACACUGAAGGCAUUGCUGUAGUAGGUCAUUUUGGUUUCCUUCUGUAGUCAUUUCAUUUAGUGUAUUGGUAUGAAGAACUAUUAUCUAUUUGUAAACUGCUACUUUGUAUUUUAUGCAUGCUCUGUAACAACUUUUUUUUUAGUUUUUAAUUUUGAAUAUAUUCACAUUCUAAUAAACAGUUAUAGGGGGA
Messenger RNA from Pteropus alecto (black flying fox), 2414 nucleotides. RefSeq names its product RAB11A, member RAS oncogene family (gene RAB11A). Gene Ontology annotation, cellular component: postsynaptic recycling endosome; transport vesicle; axon. Gene Ontology annotation, molecular function: GTPase activity; GTP binding. Bases 137 to 787 code for a protein of 216 amino acids. NCBI's taxonomy places the organism in Eukaryota, Metazoa, Chordata, Mammalia, Chiroptera, Pteropodidae. Gene Ontology annotation, biological process: melanosome transport; neurotransmitter receptor transport, endosome to postsynaptic membrane; exocytosis. The transcript has 5 exons. The record is from RefSeq and is a predicted model, not a curated record.